AUGUCUGGCUUCGAGAUAGCCGGUCUCGUUCUGGGCGCCAUUCCCCUUAUCACGAAGGCUUUUGACGACUACAGGAGAGUUGUUGCGUCGGUCCAGGUCUGGCGCCAUUACGAAGUUGAAGUGAGUUGCCUUAUUUUGAACCUGAAUUCGGAGUAUUACAGGCUGGAGAGGAUCUGCGGGAAAUAUCUCUCUAGUCUGGAUCCAGGCACGGACUUCGACAGCAUGACCAGCGACCCAUUCGGUCCGCUCUGGAAGGACGAAGUAGUGCAGAGAAAGAUCAAGGCGCGGCUUGAGAGCUCAUAUGGCAAAUUUCAGCUUGUCAUGGAAGAGUUCCGGAAAGCUAUCAACUUUAUCAAGGAUAAACUUGACCUAGAUGCUCAAUGGAAAGUCAAGUGGACAGAGGAGUCCAAGAUUAAGGCAGAAUUCAAACGCGCAAGCUUUGUUCUCCAGAAAUCGGUAUACAAAGAUGCACUUGAAAGUCUUCAAAAGAACCUCUCGAUUCUAGACUCUAUGAUGAAAGACGACAUGGACGCGGAACCUCAACGGCAAAAACGAUACAAGGGAAGGCUGGUCGGUCUGAUACGUCAGACAUCUGGAAACAUCUACUAUGCGUUACGAGAUAGCAUGCCCUGCAAAAUUGAUUGCAGGCAUCAAGUCCAUAUGGACAUAGCGCCUGAUUCCGAGGAUGCCACCCACGAGCUGGACGAUGCUGAGAUCAUCGAAAAGCUAGGAUUCCAACUCGCCAUGACAUAUCACACCAAUACGAGCGAGGUGAUUCCCGAGAGACCUGGUCAACAAAUCAUCUUGGAAGAAGUAACUGUCAGAGCUUCCGCACCACAAGUCGCCUCCCUCUUGGAGCCAACGCCAGCAACCCAGUCGCCUUCUCACCCUCAGCGCAAGGCUGUAAGUUUUGCUUCGUCGCGGAAGACCACCGUCACCACAACCUAUAUUAAACAGCCGAGCACCACGGCAGCGUUGACAAGCACGAUGUCAACUCUGAAGCUCACUGCCGGGGCAAUCAACCUCCCCAGACAAGUCAAUAUGUGUGAAGAGUUGCGCAGAAGUCACGAGAAUGGCAUAUCGGGCACGAUAUCUCACCAAAACGCAGGAAAGUCUUGGAACUUCACCAUUUACCCCAAGAAAACCACAGAAACUCCAAACAGCAGGUCCGUCAUAUCUCUGAAGCAGAUCCUGGAGAAUCCUCCCAAGACCAAAAUGCCCUUCAUGGCCAAGAUCCAUCUAGCCAAGAUGAUAUCUUCGAGUUUCCUCCAACUUCAUCAAACUCCCUGGCUACCAAAUAUCCUGACAAGCCAAGAUGUAUACUUCAUCACGGAUGGCUCACGGCCUUAUCCCAACCUUAAACAGGCCUUCAUCAAGAAAGAACUUCCCGGAAAAUUUCCGAAAGAUCGUUCCAUGAACAUCGAUGCCCGCGGACUCAGCAGCUCCCCGCUUCUCUCACUUGGAAUCUUAUUGCUAGAGCUCGAGCUUGGUACUACUAUCGGCAAACUGCGGCGUCCGGACGAACCCUCAGAUGCUGAUGUGGUAGAGAGAUUGCUGGAAGAGACGCCCUUAGAUGCCUUAGGUAGCGGACGUUAUAAGUCUGCCGUCUUCAGGUGUGUUGGAGGAAACUAUUUCCGGUCCACGCAGGACUUUAACGAUGAGAAUUUUCGAAAAGCUGUAUAUGAACGUGUAGUCGCACCGUUGGAAGCUGACUUGGAGGAGUUCACCCUGUGA
Colletotrichum lupini is the source of this 1734-nucleotide messenger RNA. RefSeq lists its product as uncharacterized. NCBI's taxonomy places the organism in Eukaryota, Fungi, Ascomycota, Sordariomycetes, Glomerellales, Glomerellaceae. Bases 1 to 1734 code for a protein of 577 amino acids. The record is from RefSeq and is a predicted model, not a curated record. The transcript has 2 exons.